This is a messenger RNA of Aureobasidium namibiae CBS 147.97, 1437 nucleotides long. RefSeq lists its product as uncharacterized. NCBI's taxonomy places the organism in Eukaryota, Fungi, Ascomycota, Dothideomycetes, Dothideales, Saccotheciaceae. The transcript has 2 exons. The coding region runs from base 1 to 1437 and encodes 478 amino acids. The record is from RefSeq and is a predicted model, not a curated record.
AUGAUUUACGAUACCUCCGUGGACAACAACGAUCCACAGAGCGGACAAGCUCUGUAUACCCCCACGCAGCUCUGGACUCAUGUGCCUAGCAACGCGAUGACGAUUCCUGGUACUGGAGCGCACUGGCCUAAACAGUUCCACCGUCACCACGAGGGAUGGUGCGAGCAGGACAUACUUUCCUCAAGCGAUAUGACCUCGGAGACGAGCGGCUUUGACGAUAGUGCUACGCCAAGUCUACGCAGGUCGGACUCUGGCGACUUCUCUGAAGCAUGGGACCAAGAACCCCCAAUGCUCUUCUCACCCUUCCAACCUCCCGCAUCCAGCGAGUUACUUAACAACAUUGGCAGUGCCUUUCCUCUUCAGCUUCCUGCAUGUGUCACUGGCCACUCCGAGGAGACCGUCCAGCAGUUUGAGUAUAUGCUCGGUGACUUGGAGGUCAACGACUGCGCAUCGUCGCCUACGAAUCCGGAUGCAGUUUCGCAGGCAAGCGUGCAUCCUUCAACACUCUUGGAUGCUCAUGGUGUGAUCAUUCAGCCGUGUCAUACACAAUCUCAUGAAACAUCCAUCUCCAAUAGGCCAAGGAAGGUACGACAAGCCAGAGAAAACGACGCUGGCCAACCCAAGAAACCAGUACGAGCAAACAGUACUAGGGCUCGGCUCUUCUGUGAAGCUUGCCGCGAUAGUAAAGACUACUCUCGUGGAUUCCGCGGAGAGCAUGAGCUCGCCCGUCAUUACGCGCAAAAGCACACAAAACACAAGGUGUGGAAGUGCUUUGAUCUUAGUCCAGACCGCUUGAUGCGCAACUGUGAGAGGUGCAAGACUGGACACCAGUAUGGCACAAGCUACGGUGGCGCGGAGCAUUUCAGAAGAAAGCACACUGGAAUGUUCGGCAAAGACAUGAUGGAGUUGCUGAGAGGCAAAAAUCAACGUUGGGCUUUGAGUAGCAACCGCUUGAUCGAAGAGGGAUGGCUUCGCCAAGUGUUUGUUCCUGGCGAUGGCGAGCCAUCGGAACCGCAGGAGGAACAGCAUGUGGCUACCAUUCAUGCACCCAUGCCUUUUGCUAGAGGCCCACAGGAGAUGGACUCGAACGGUGGCUUGGAAAUGGCGCACCUGCAGCCCUUUGAUCAGCAGCAUGUGUCGAUGCAUGGUGCUAACCUGGCUUGGUCUCAGCAUCAAAACCCACUUCAGCCUUACCACUAUCAACAGCUGCACCAUAGUCAGCAACAUCAUCAGCAUCAGCACUGGCCUCAAGCAUAUAUAUAUACCAAGAUACCUGCAUACGUAAACACACUCCCAAGCAAUGCCGUCCCCCAAACACCUGGGACCACGGGCAAGCCUGUUGCACAACAGAAACAGGCAGGCACUCCGCACCAGCCCCCGGCCAAUCACACUCAUCCUGACUCUUUCCACACUGGCGUGAGCAUGAAUACUCUGUAA